Molecule: messenger RNA, 621 nt
Organism: Acanthosepion pharaonis
Lineage: Eukaryota; Metazoa; Mollusca; Cephalopoda; Sepiida; Sepiidae
Source: the annotation of a GenBank genome assembly
AUGUUCAUUUUUUUUCUGUAUUUAUUUUUCAUAGCUUUUUCCUUUUUUUACUCAGGUGAGAAUGAUAACAUUGUACACCGACAGACCACAUGUGUUCGAUGGCGCAUCUUUUUUUGUCAAGUAAGAAAUUUUAGCUUCGGUGAAUAUCUGCGGAUGGUACAGAUAUCUAUGUGGAAAUAUCUGCUUCUAACCUGGGAAGCCAUGUCAGGCAAGAGAGAGGACACCCUCACCGAAAGGGCUUACAUUGCAAGUGAAGCAAGCAAACUCUUCCGACAGAACAAAAAUAUUAAAAAUGCGUCUGAAAUCGAGGAACACAUCAAAGAGGGUGAAGUUCGACUAGAACUAGCUCUUCAUUACCGAAUUCCAUAUCCAAGACAGGCAGUCAAUCAUGUAAUCCUUGUCCGGAAAGGUCGUCUUUCAUCCAUUAUCAAUCUAUUUUUCCUAACUGUGGUACUGAGACAGUUGUUUUUUGGGAGCCUUUCUCAAUUUUUAUUUCUUUCUCAAUAUCCAGGCUUCCCAGGCACAAAUUACAAUGGGGACGAUUGUAGCACAGUAGAGUUUGUUCUUGAUAUCAUAUGGAAUGUCUUUUCUGUCCAUGAUCCUUUUUCUUCAGUACUCUAA